CUUGAACCGUGUCCGCAUUGACGCCACUUUACCUUUCGUAAUUGCAGAGACUCCCGCAGCUCAUGUCGAGUCUAGCGCAGCUCUUGCAAUGAACAACACAGCAUUUGGAUUUGAAGAGCCCCUCGUCACCAAUACCCCGCGGCCGUUUCCGGAGCAAUGCGCGCGGAUACAUGAGCGCAUAGACGCGUUCCUGGGUGCCAGAGAUGUCUCGGGCCGUGUCAAGAGCGUGCAGGAGCAGACAAGGACUGCGCUGGAUGUGAUAGAGAAGGCAUUGGAUCAAUAUAGUUUGCCUGAGCUGUCUCUUGCAUACAAUGGCGGGAAAGACUGCCUUGUGCUGUUGAUAUUGUACCUGUGUGCUCUACAUAAACGCGGUCUCACAUCCUCGACCACCUCGACCACCUCCUCGAACAUCGAAACCGCCGUACAAUGUGUCUACAUCCAGGAUAAGCACCCCUUCAAAGAGGUAGAAGAGUUUGUGGCAACGAGUAUCAAGACAUACUCACUGUCCCUUCUCGAGUAUGCAAAGCCUAUGAAGGAGGCAUUUACGGACUAUUUGCGCGACACACCAUCUGUCAAGGCCAUAUUGGUAGGGACACGGCGGACAGACCCCCAUGGAGAACACUUGAAGCAUUUCGAUCCUACGGACAAGGGGUGGCCAGCAUUUGUGCGUGUACACCCCGUGAUAGACUGGCACUACGUAGAUAUUUGGACAUUCAUACGAUACUUGAACAUACCAUAUUGUUCUCUAUACGACCUCGGAUAUACCUCCUUGGGUGGGACUACGGAUACGCAUCCAAAUCCGGUGCUCGCACGACAGCCUUCGACAAGUCAAGUCCCACAAACCAGUCAGGCGAAUGGCACGUCGAAACCAAAGUUUAGACCAGCAUACGAACUCAUUGAUGACUACGAGGAACGAUUGGGGAGAGACAAAUAGCAUAAUCAAAGGACAUUGCUUACUCCAGUCAACACUCUCAAUUGCUGCAUAUGUCACCACUUUGCCAUUAAUGAGGGCGAGUCACACAACUUCUACGGCCCUUAUUUUUAACGCUGCCUUUCUGCUCUAGAACUACGUUUCAUGCAGCACUGUUCAGC
Macroventuria anomochaeta is the source of this 1092-nucleotide messenger RNA. Its product is annotated as adenine nucleotide alpha hydrolases-like protein. The record is from RefSeq and is a predicted model, not a curated record. Bases 89 to 934 code for a protein of 281 amino acids. The transcript is spliced from 3 exons. Gene Ontology annotation, molecular function: FMN adenylyltransferase activity. Gene Ontology annotation, biological process: FAD biosynthetic process. Lineage: Eukaryota; Fungi; Ascomycota; Dothideomycetes; Pleosporales; Didymellaceae.